UUCAAAACUAAUAACCAUGAAAGCAAAAUAUGUUAUAGUUUUCUCGGCAUUACUUUUUUCUCUCAUCAUCGUAGGUGAAACAGCUACUACGGGUAAUUGGGAGCUAUUGAAGGAAAGUAUUGGAAUCUCGGCAAUGCAUGCUCAGUUAUUGCCAAAUGAUCGAGUUGUUAUGUUCGAUAGAACAGAUUUUGGUCAGUCAAAAAUUUCAUUACCUGAAGAAAAAUGUAGAAAACUUGCUGAUGGUCGGAUUGAUUGUUCUGCUCACUCGGUCGAGUUAAACCUUUUAAAUCAAGAUGUCCGUCCUCUUACUGUCCUUACUGAUACUUGGUGCUCUUCGGGUGCAUUAGCUCCUGAUGGCAUGCUAAUUCAAAGCGGUGGAUCCAACACUGGUGAGCGUGCUGUUCGAACUUUUCAGCCGUGUGCUGACUGUGAUUGGAUGGAGAAUCAGAAGGGGCUAGUUGUUCCUCGAUGGUAUGCAUCUAAUCAAAUUUUGCCAAAUGGGAAAGUCAUUGUCGUUGGUGGUAGAGGUCAGUUUAGUUACGAGUACAUCCCUAAGAGCUCAUUGCCAUCGGAUUUCAAAGUCUUUGCACUUCCAUUUCUUAGAGAAACCAGAGAUGCCGUAGAGAACAACUUAUACCCAUUUACUCAUCUCUCAACUGAUGGGAACCUAUUCAUCUUUGCUAAUACUAAAUCAAUUUUGUUUGAUUACAUAAGAAAUCGAGUUGUUAGGGAUGAUUAUCCAGCCAUGCCAGGUGGAGUUUCACGCAAUUAUCCAAGCACAGGUUCAUCUGUACUGCUCCCUCUAAAGCUUGGUUCCAUCAACGGUACUAAUGGUGCAGCACCAGAUGCUGAAGUCUUCAUCUGUGGAGGGGCACCACCAACUUCAUACAUCAGUGCGAUCAAAGGAACAUUUUUACCAGCUGCAAAAUCAUGCGGACGUUUAAUGAUCACAGCGAAACAACCAAAAUGGGUAAUGGAAGAAAUGCCAAUGGAAAGAGUCAUGGGUGACAUGCUCUUGUUACCAACAGGAGAUGUCUUAAUUAUAAAUGGUGCGAAAAAAGGUGCAGCUGGUUGGUAUUUAGGUAGGGAACCGGUUCUAAAUCCCGUACUUUACCAACCCGAAUCAAGUAAGUAUGAGAUAAUGGAACCAUCCAAGAUCCCUCGAAUGUAUCAUUCAACUGCUGUCUUGAUUACUGAUGGUAGAGUAUUAGUUGGGGGGAGUAACCCGAAUAAGAAUUACAACUUCACCGAGGAAUUCCCUACUGAAUUGAGUGUUGAGGUUUUCUCGCCACCAUAUUUAAGCAGCGGUCCUCGGCCGCAAAUUAGUUGGGCGAAACCUGAAACUGAAUUAUCCUAUAAGCAACCAAUAUCAAUUGGUUUUACUACGAAGAAGAAUGGGGAGUUCCCUCUUUUUGAUAAGUUUUUUAAGAAGAAAAGUCAUCAACAGAAUGGAGAGUUAGAGAACAUUUCUGUGACGAUGGUUGCACCAUCAUUCAACACACAUUCUUUCUCCAUGAAUCAAAGGAUGAUGGUUUUGGAAACCAAUCAAGUACGUCAACUCUCCGGUAGAAGUUAUGUCAUCGACUGUUUUGCUCCGGCGACUCCUAAUAUUGCACCACCCGGCUAUUAUCUUCUUUUCGUGGCACACAAUGGGAUUCCUAGUAAGGGAAGAUGGAUUCACAUCAGUUAAUAGUGUUAAGUGUGAAAGGUUGCUAGCUUGCUUUCUAUUUUUCGGAUGUAAUCAGGAGUCAAUGAUUUGGUUAGUUCAUCUAACUGCCUGAACUAGUACAUUUGUGAGAGAUUCUCUUGUUGACAUGCUGUAAGAUAAACUGAUGAUUACAACCAUGAUAUUUA
Molecule: messenger RNA, 1854 nt
Organism: Papaver somniferum (opium poppy)
Lineage: Eukaryota; Viridiplantae; Streptophyta; Magnoliopsida; Ranunculales; Papaveraceae
Product: aldehyde oxidase GLOX1-like
Exons: 1
Coding region: 17-1690 (557 amino acids)
Source: RefSeq, a predicted model, not a curated record